AUGUCUGGCAUCGAGUGGGAGAGGUGGCACGAUGAGAUCACUCAACUCUACGUGACUGAACAGAGAUCUGCGGAGGAAACAAUCAAAACUUUAAAUCAGAGACACAAACUUAGAAUUACAAGUAUCAAACAGUUCAAGAAACGCUAUUCAGGCCUCAAGAAGGUGAGCGCCAACGAAUGGAGAGCAAUCAAACGAGAGAUGCAAAAACAAAAGGCUUCAGGCAAAGAAUGCCUGUUAUUCCUCAAUGGGCGUCAGCUUGGCCCUGACCGGGUUGCUAGAGAGAUGCGUCGAUAUAGCGGCAUUCGUGGUCAAGAUGUACAGGAUGAUGGUGCCCCAAUCGGUGAGUAG
Molecule: messenger RNA, 348 nt
Organism: Colletotrichum abscissum
Lineage: Eukaryota; Fungi; Ascomycota; Sordariomycetes; Glomerellales; Glomerellaceae
Exons: 2
Coding region: 1-348 (115 amino acids)
Source: RefSeq, a predicted model, not a curated record